Messenger RNA from Adineta steineri, 3588 nucleotides. NCBI's taxonomy places the organism in Eukaryota, Metazoa, Rotifera, Eurotatoria, Adinetida, Adinetidae. The record is from the annotation of a GenBank genome assembly.
AUGAAUGAAACAAAUACUGAUUCCAAUCCAUCGACUAUUGCUGAUGAAGAUGAGAAUCAUAUUCCCGAAAAAUUUAAACUCGAUCGUAAAAAAAUUCAAACAGCAACAUUAGUUGAUGAAGAUGAUGAAUUAAAUCAACUUGGUUUAACUAUUUUUAAUCAAGCAGAUCUUGAACAAGGUCUUAUCGAUCAAGUUGAUAAUGUCGUGUCAAGCCAUGAACGUCAACAUAAAACAGCUCAUAUUGAAAAACAAAUUCAAUCACUUGAACAAACUAAUAGUUCUCUUCGAAGUAAUAUAUCUGCAAAACAACAAAUAUUAUCGACAAUUGAUAAAGCCACUUAUCUUGCUUCAAGAAGAGAAACUCAAAAAGCUAAUAUUGAAAAAACAAUUAAAGAACUAAAACAACAAUUAGCAAAAAAUAUUGCCAAAGUUAAUUCACUUAAAACUGAACUUAUUGGUCUUUCACCAAUGGGUGAUGAAGAUGAUGAUAAUCAAUCUAAACGAACAACAGCAUCUACUAGUCUUCUUGAUACAUUAAUGCCAACACUUCGUAAUUAUGAUGAAAAUGGUCUUAUUAAACCAACAACAGAUCAAAAUGAACGUUUAACAUCAUUUGAUUCAUUUAUGCAAGGUCUCGAUCAAGAUUAUGAUAAACGAAAGCAAUUAAAAAAUAAGCCUAUUGAAAGAAAAUCAUCGGAAAGCAAAAAAACUACUACUGCUCCUCCACCUCCACAAGUUUCAUUAACACUUGAUGGUCCAAUUGAAUAUCGAGAUAAAAAAAUUAAAAAGAAACCAGCACCACCACCACCACCUGUUAAAAAAGUCAAAACCAAAGCAAAACCACAGAAACGACCGGUUCUAAGUUCUUCAUCAUCUGAAGAUGAAGAAAAAGAAACUGACCCAAGUAAAAUGGUUUAUGAUGAAGAUGAAGCUUGGUUUGAAAGUGAUGAAGAAGAAAAACGACGUUUAAUUGAUGAAAAUGAUGAUUCAUACGAGCCAAAGAAAAAGAGAAAACGUAUAUUAGCUAAAGAUGAUGGUGAUGAUAAACAAUAUUUUACACGUUUACGAGAUUUCUAUGCUGAUCAAAAACCACCUUGUCAUAUAAAUAAUAGUGAAAAUGAAGAUGUUGAAAUGAGCCCAGGUUUUUGGAUGCCAUUAACUAUUUGGAAUAGAUUAUUUAAUUAUCAACGAGCUGGUGUUAAAUGGUUAUGGGAAUUAUAUGAACAAAAAUGUGGAGGAAUUAUUGCAGAUGAAAUGGGUCUUGGAAAGACUAUUCAAAUAAUUGCUUAUCUGGCAGCAUUUCAUUAUAGUCGUGUACGAGAUAAUCAACAUCGUUUUCGUGGUCUCGGUCCUGUAUUAAUCGUAUGUCCAUCAACAUUACUUCAUCAAUGGGUUCAUGAAUUUCAUGAAUGGUGGCCAGAAUUUCGUGUUGCUGUUUUACAUGAAAGUGGUUCUUUUCAAGGAAAGAAAGGCAAUCGACUCAUUCAAAAAAUUGGAACCACAGCUGCUGGUAUUCUUAUUACAUCUUAUGCUAAUAUUCUUAUUCAUUACGAUACUCUUUCAUCAUAUCAAUGGCAUUAUUUCAUCUUAGAUGAAGGUCAUAAAAUUCGUAAUCCAGAUGCUCAAAUAACAUCAGCUUGUAAAUCAUUUCGUACACCACAUCGAAUAAUAUUAUCGGGUUCACCGAUGCAAAAUAAUCUACGUGAAUUAUGGUCUCUAUUUGAUUUUGUUUUUCCAGGAAAAUUAGGUACAUUACCAACAUUUAUGGAACAUUUUGCUAUACCAAUAACACGCGGUGGUUAUGCAAAUGCAACUCCAAUUGAAGUACAAACAGCCUAUAAAUGUGCAUGUAUAUUACGUGAUACAAUAAAAAAAUAUCUUAUUCGUCGAAUAAAAUCAGAACAAAAUGUUGUUUUAAAAUUACCAACAAAAAAUGAACAAGUACUUUUUUGUCGUUUAACUAAAGUUCAACGAAAUAUCUAUAAAGAAUAUUUAAAAUCACAACAAUGUAAAGAUAUUCUUCAAGGAAGUUUACAAGUUUUUGUUGGUUUAAUUAAUUUACGAAAGAUUUGUAAUCAUCCUGAUCUAUUUACUGAUUGGACAAGUUAUCGUCCGGAAUAUGGAGAAGAUCCAAAUGAAGUUGGACAAUAUGGAUAUUUAAAACGAUCAGGAAAAAUGGUUGUAUUAGAAAAUUUAUUAAAAAUUUGGUAUAGACAAAAUAAUCGAUGUUUAUUAUUUACACAAAGUAAACAAAUGUUAAAUAUAUUGGAAGGAUUUUUAAUUAAACAUAAUUAUGUAUAUUUAAAAAUGGAUGGAACAACAUCGAUUGCAUCAAGACAAGGACUUGUUACUCAAUAUAAUACUGAUUCAUCAAUAUUUGUCUUUCUUUUAACAACUCGAGUUGGUGGUUUGGGAAUAAAUUUAACUGGUGCAAAUCGUGUUUUAAUCUUUGAUCCCGAUUGGAAUCCAUCAACUGAUAUGCAAGCACGUGAACGAGCUUGGCGUAUCGGUCAAACAAAAAAUGUUACAAUCUAUCGUUUAUUAACAUCAGGUACAAUCGAAGAAAAAAUUUAUCAUCGACAAAUUUUUAAACAAUUUUUAACAAAUCGUGUUUUACAAGAUCCAAAACAACGACGUUUUUUUAAAUCGAAUGAUCUUCAUGAAUUAUUUCGUUAUGAUGAUGAUAAUGAUAGUGGUGGUGAAGAUGAUGAACGUACGGAAACAUCAAUAUUAUUAGCUGGAACAAAUUCGGAAAUAAAUUUAAAAGAAAAUUAUAAAAAAAGAAAACGAAAUAAAAGUGCUAAAUUUGAAGGACAACGUGUACCAAAUUUAACAAAAGUUGAUAGUAAAACUACAACGAAUCAACAAGAUGUACAAGUUGAUAUUGAAAAAGAAAAAGAUGAUUAUGUAUUAAGUAAAUUAUUUAAAAAAUCUGGUGUACAUAGUGCACUUCAACAUGAUGCAAUUAUUGAUAAUUCCAUAAAUGAUUAUGUUUUUAUUGAAGCUGAAGCUCAUCGUUAUGCUGAAGAAGCUGUUAAAGCACUUAAAAGAUCAGCACAAGAGUGUUAUUCAGCUGAAAGUGGUAUACCAAAUUGGGGAGCGAAAAAUAUUCAACAUAUACGUCGAUUUGGUUCUCGUUCUAAUAAAGAUGUUGUUGUUCCUGAUGAAGUAGAAGAAGAACAACCAUCAUCAUCAUCUACUUCUUCAGUUACUCGAAAAGUAAAUACUCGUCCAUCAAAUGCAUCGACUAAUUUACUUCAAAAUAUUCGUGAACGAAAACGACAACAAACUGAAUUUGUUGUGCAUACAAAUGCUGAAACAACAGAAAAUCAUGAAGAUGAACAUAAGUCAAAUGAUGAUGAUGGUUUAAUAUUAAUUCGUGAUUUAAAAGAUUAUUUAUCAGCUGGUGGAUCAAUGCAUGGUAAAGCAACAACAGCGGAAAUAAUUGAUCAUUUUCAAACUCGUCUUAAUGGAAAACCUGGUCUUGUACCAAAAUUUAAAUCUCUAUUAAAAGAAAUAGCAGAUCUUCAACGUGCACCCUCUGGCAUGGGUUUUUGGGUUUUGAAAGAAGAAUUUCGAGGACCAUAA